AUGGCUGAAAAACGCACAUUUGUAGAUUUUGUCAAAUUUCAAAAAGAUCAUCUAGCAUGUCUCCGUGAUAACCAAGGUUCCAAUCUGAUGUUGAGGAUGUAUAGUUUAAACGAGUUCGCUGAUGGAGCUCCCAUCACACAAGAUUUCUUACAGAAACUUGAACAGGAUUUCAAAGCAGCUAAAGAUGCCGGGUGGAGUCUUGUUCUCAGAUUUAUGUAUCAAAAUUAUAACCCUCAGUCAGAACCAACAAUAGCUCAAAUCAAGGAACAUAUCAAACAGCUAGCACCUGUUAUUGCUCGUUACGAUGGCGUUGUGGUAGCUGUUCAAGCAGGUUUCCAUGGGGAAUAUGGUCACUUCCACGAAUGUCUGUUAGAAGGUGACACCAAUGAUCUUAAACAUGCCUUUCCGGACCUCUCUACCGAUACUGGUGCCUUGUCUUAUCUGACGAAAGAUACGGAAACCAGUGUUAUUGGAGGGAAAACAUGUCACCCAGGGGACACUUCAAAUCCACCUAGGAAUUUAUGUAUCGAUUCAGAGAAGUUGUUCAAAAGUCUCCACUUAACUUACCUUAAUAUAAAUGACCCAGAUGAGACUAUAAGAAACUACAAAAGAAAUGGUUGUUUUAAAACACUCUCUGACGUCAUGGGGUACCGACUCGCGCUGGAAUCAGUGACCCUUCCAGACAACGUUAAUGUAAAUACUCCAGUAUGUGUUGGUAUUACACUAUUAAACAGAGGAUAUGCUUCUCCGUUUCGUCAAUACAAUGUAUCGAUUGUUCUACAAAAUAAAGUCAAUAAAAGCUUUGUAUAUGAAGCUGACAUUCCGACAGAUACGACUAGAUGGCUACCAGGAAGUGAUAUACAUCUGAAAACAACCUUUAACCUUCCAGCUAACACUCAAACAGGAACGACAUACGAGGUAUACUUGAAGAUUUCCGAACCAAAACUCGGCGAUAACCCCGAUUACAAUGUUGUAUUAGCAAAUUCCAAGUUAUCCCCAGUUAAUGGACUGAACAGCUUAGGGUCUUUUCAGGUUGUGGCUUCCAGUACAAUACAUCCAACUUUUGCACCGACGUCAACACUGAAAACAUGGACACUUCCUAAAGUAUCAACCAAUCCACGAACGUGGCAUCAAGUAACGCGCUCUUGUCUUCAGAUACCAAAUGGACCUCCUACAAACACUGGAAGUUCAACGCCACUUCCUGUUACUACAGCGCCACUUGUUUCUCCAACGACAGUAACGCCUGCUACGACAACACAGUUUACUACAGUGACUACACUUCCUCCACCGUUUGUUCCGUUCUUUAACGAUACAAGUAAUCUAGCGAAAUGUAGAAAGUUUGAUACCGUCAAGGCCCUUCUACAGUUUUCAUACUUCUCUCAUCCAUCUACGCCAGAAUGUCCAAACUCUUCGUCUCGAGCUACACCGGAAGCUAUUCCGAUAUCAUUCUGUAACGCACCGACAAAUACGUUGUUAUGGCGACCAAAAGGAAGGGUGAUUGAUAACUGUGAGAGGAUCCCUAUGUACACACGUAUUGGUGUGUUCAGCAGUCAGGGUUACUAUGACUACGACACUUCCAUUCGUAAAUGUGGUGUUUUCCUGGGAUGUUUGAAAUUAGACUCAAAGGUCAUAGGAGUGAAGAUUGGUAUGCAAGUUUGUGGACGACCUUUUGAUAUUGAGAAUGCUCGUUUUUCAAACGAAAAAGACUUGUUGAACCUAUAUGUGUUUUAA
Mytilus californianus (California mussel) is the source of this 1731-nucleotide messenger RNA. RefSeq lists its product as uncharacterized. The coding region runs from base 1 to 1731 and encodes 576 amino acids. The transcript has 13 exons. Lineage: Eukaryota; Metazoa; Mollusca; Bivalvia; Mytilida; Mytilidae. The record is from RefSeq and is a predicted model, not a curated record.